Messenger RNA from Arabis nemorensis, 1050 nucleotides. Lineage: Eukaryota; Viridiplantae; Streptophyta; Magnoliopsida; Brassicales; Brassicaceae. The record is from the annotation of a GenBank genome assembly.
AUGGCCGCGGAAACAGCUUCUCCGGUUACGGCGGAUAAAGGAUUCACGGUGGAUCCUUUUUUGGUCGAGGCUCUUCAAAACCCUCGACAUCGUCUCACGAUUUUGCGGAUGGAAUUUGAUAUUCAGAGGUUCUUGCAGAGCCCUGAUCAGCAGCAAUUCGAGUUCCAGCAUUUCCCAACGUCAUAUCUCCGUCUUGUGGCCCAUCGUGUCGCUAACCACUAUGGACUGAUUACAUCGGUUCAAGAUAGUGGUGCAGAUGGUAAUGGGAGCAGAAUUCUCGUGACUAAAUCAGCUGAGAGCAGGUUUCCUGCUGUUCGACUAUCUGAAAUCCCUGCUAAGCAAUCAGAAGUUGGUAAGUUCGAGCACAUGAAAAUUGCUAUAAAGCCCCGGCCUUCUAAAGGAAUGGGAUCUGGUGAACUUGAGAAGAAGAGUGGUACUCUGAGAAGUGUCGAAGAGAGGAAAGAAGAUUACGACAAGGCUCGAGCACGCAUAUUUAACAGUCUUGAGAACCUUAGUUGUAAUGACGCUUCAUCUGAAACUAAUGCGUGGAGGAUGAACUGUAGUCCUAGCAGAGAUGAAAAUCAAGUGUUGAAGAAUGGUAACAUCGAGGCAGACAAGAACCAUAUCCCCAGGGAGAGCAUUCCCGCAUCUUGUGUUGCAAUCAUAAGAGACAGAGAAAAAGAUCGGUAUGACCCUGACUAUGACCGCAGCUAUGAAAGGUACAAUAGGAACCUCCCGGUCGAGCAAAAUUUCGGCUUUGCACACUUCAACGUUCAGAAACUGGCGACACCAUUCUAUGGUAUGGGAUUUAGCGGAUAUAGUCAAAACCCAAGUGCUCCUCAUCCUCAGAACUUUGGACCACACUCUGCAAUGAGCCCCUACGUCACCACGGGUUUAAACCAGCCUUCAAGGGAUGCUGCUAUGUACAUGCAAUGGCCAAAUGCAGCAGCUGUGAUGUAUACUCAUUCAUAUGAGCACUUCAGAAAUGCCCCUUUUCAGGCGCAAUUCUGUCCACAGCCCCUGAGUUUCGACUACAUGCAGAACCGGUAA